AUGUAUCCGGGUAUAGAACCGAGCAACCCCAUGGGGGACAGUCUCAUGCCCAUGAUGAAGGGUCUCCGGCUGGCGAAGUAUGUCAAAGAUGUAUACAAAUCCAACGCUGGAAUCUACACGAGAGACAUGCUCCUCAAACUGGAGGAGGAUCUGAGCUCGACUGAACCUAGCCAGUUGAUCAAAAUCUCAUGCAUGAAUGGCGGUUUCUUGACCGCAGUCCGUCCUUCUAUGGAAUACAACAUCAAGGUCAAAAUGCUUGACAUCAACGAAAUGACCGAGAGGGCUAGGACGGCUUUCACCAGUGGCUUCCUCAAAGACGAAGUGUACCACUUCACCGAAGAACAAAGGACGACCAUCACAUGUCCAAUCACGAUUUCGACAGUACUUAGAGAUGCUAAGAAACACGAUCUCAGAGAACUUGAAGCUGCUUGGAACCGCGGCUGGUUAAGCUGGGGCAAAAGCCCCGUUCACAAAGCGCUUCUCCAAGCUCUGAAAACUCUUGGCCCGAAGAUGCCAGAGAUUUCGAAGGUGCUAUGUCUUGGACUCGGUCCUCUCGGUGGCGAUCUCUCGUCUGCCAAGAAACCUGGUGAUGGUCAAGCCAACUACCGAAACAUCACUCAGCAUAUGUUCGCUGCCACCUUGACCAAAACACUAAGCAGCCGUCUUAAAAGGCGCAUUCCUCUCAUGGUUUCGGAUCCUGAGUACACGGAAAACGACAAGAAGAUCCUUUGGAUCAACGAAAAAAUGAAGGUCAUCGAGGGAUCUGGUGCGCGCGCCCUGGCCGAAAUUGACAGCAAGACUCUUGUGGUUUGCUUCAAUCCAUCUAUUGCCCUCAAGCAGGUGGUUUCCGACUUUGCGAAGCCGGCCGCGAUGAUCUGGGGCCAGACUGUAUCUACGCAUAAGAAGCGACAGAGGAGGGGAUCACGCACUUGCAGACUUGGUGACUACUACGACGAAUUCGUCAUCGCGAAAGAGCCCAUUCGAUUCGGGAAAAUCAACAUGUGCAUCCGAAAGCAGAUCAUUGACGACCUUGCGAUCGCGAUUGAGACCGAAUUGGAACUACCUAACACAAACGGAAUGGCCAAGCAUGGAUGGGGCAACACUCACAUGGACGAUAUGGAUGGAGUAGUCAUUGUGGACUAUGAACCCGAGGAUGAGUGGGUGUUUUUAGACUGA
This is a messenger RNA of Clonostachys solani, 1176 nucleotides long. NCBI's taxonomy places the organism in Eukaryota, Fungi, Ascomycota, Sordariomycetes, Hypocreales, Bionectriaceae. The record is from the annotation of a GenBank genome assembly.